AAUUACUGCGAUUGAAAACAUUAAUCUCAAAAUGCUUGGUUCAAAGAUCCUCUUCCUCAUCGCGGCCACGUCCAACGUUGUCUUUGCUGCAUACGGCUGUGGUGAGGUCAAUGUUGUCUACACAGGUCUUCCUGGUCGACAUAAAUAUGUGAAAGAGCAAGGUGGUGAUCCUGAUGUGACGGAGAAAAACAUCGAGGACUACACGCGUGAGAUGCGCGAGGCAGGGUACAACGUUCGAGGUAUCUGGCGAGGUCCAGAGAUUGAAGGAUCUGAAUUCGCCGAAAAUGUGAAAGGUGUCGACUGGCAUGCGGCCGGCGUCGGAUUCGGAGUCCGCGGGUCAAACAUGACUGACCUCACCGGAUUAUUUGAAGAGAACCUCGCCAUCUACCGUGAAGAAGCACCCGAUGCCAAAUUUGUCUUCAACUACAACCCUCGUAGCUUUCUGUGGUCUGUUAAACGGUAUUUUCCUAUCUCGACUGACUGCAAGGACCAUCCCGGCAAGGACCUAGGGUUCAUCACUCUCUGCGACGAGGCCUGCAACUAAGCCUUGUACGGUUUCGGUAUCAUGUGUUUCGUACCCAAUAUCUUCUCUGUGGUUCUGUCACGACUCGGCAGGAAAGGGUACAAGCUUGCAGUCAGACAUGAAUCAUUGUAACCGGUACAAUAUUUCCGUGUUUCAUUAAAUUCAAUAAUACUAUAAUCAUUGUUCAU
Fusarium graminearum PH-1 is the source of this 711-nucleotide messenger RNA. RefSeq lists its product as uncharacterized. Lineage: Eukaryota; Fungi; Ascomycota; Sordariomycetes; Hypocreales; Nectriaceae. The transcript has 5 exons. The record is from RefSeq and is a predicted model, not a curated record. Bases 32 to 544 code for a protein of 170 amino acids.